Siniperca chuatsi (mandarin fish) is the source of this 1167-nucleotide messenger RNA. It is a transcript of the gene bida, whose product is annotated as BH3 interacting domain death agonist. The transcript is spliced from 4 exons. Bases 180 to 776 code for a protein of 198 amino acids. The record is from RefSeq and is a predicted model, not a curated record. Gene Ontology annotation, cellular component: cytoplasm; cytosol; mitochondrion. Gene Ontology annotation, biological process: apoptotic mitochondrial changes; positive regulation of intrinsic apoptotic signaling pathway; positive regulation of release of cytochrome c from mitochondria. NCBI's taxonomy places the organism in Eukaryota, Metazoa, Chordata, Actinopteri, Centrarchiformes, Sinipercidae.
AAAAUUUCAGAUACUCGCCCUAUUAGAGCCUGCUGUGCUGCAGCUGCUCAGACUUGGACUAGCCACCAUAGCAGUACAGCGGUCGAUGAGGCUCUAUGGCGCAUCACUGAUCCAGGAACCGUUAUUUGUAUGAAGCUGACGUACCCGGCCUUAGAAACGAAUGCCGAGGGUGAUUAUCGAUGGAUGACCUGGGGAAUCUGACCAGUUGCCAAAACGCCGCCCUGGUCAUUUUGGCCUUCCUUCAAGCGGACUGUAGAAAUUCUGAGUACGGGAAGGAGCUUCUCUCCCUGGGGCAGGAAAUAAAUCUUACCUGGGACAUCAGUUGCAAUGGCCCGAGGAAAAACGCUCUGGACGAUGGAGAACUUGAAACUGAUGGUCACCCGGCCAUUUGUAAGGCACCUUCUUUGGAAGAUAUUCAGCCUUCAGUGGAACUGCAGCGGCCUUGGAACCAUGCAGAGGCAGCAGCCCUUCAGCAGGUUGCAGAAGGGCUGAGAGAAAUUGCAGCCCAGCUUGAACACAAUGUUGUGGCUCAGGCUACCCAGAACCUGAGCAGGAACAUAUCAAACUCCCCCUCUGAACAGUGGAAAGACCACCUUACCUGGGAGGUGGACAGGGUGAUUAGACAGGGCGUGGGUCUGGAGCAUCUACCCCAGGAGCGAGUUAUCAUGGCCCUCACUCUCACCCUGGUGAAGGGAGUGUGCGAACAGGCCCCACGACUGCUGAGAAACCUCUUCAACACAGCACUGCAGUACAUCAGCCUUCCAAUGGCGAGGUGACUUUUGAGCUGCAGGCUGAGAGGAAAUAACUGAUGAAAGUGUGAUGGAAGACAGCUGAAUCUGAAACUGGCACCUGCUCCUCAUGACCAGUCGACUGUGAAAGGAGCUGCGUUGACUUAACAGUAGUAAAAACACCUUUUAAACAAAGGAAAGUGACAAAGAAUCAUUUGAGUUUAUGGUCAUAUUUUGAAAAUGGGAAAUAGGUUGAGUUUGUGACACUUGAAUUUUUUUCAUUACUUUAUGAACUCUGAAUCUUAAUUGUUUACUUUUACUUAAAAGUGUAUCUUUUCAUUUUAUAUUUGAAAUACAUGAUUUAUUUUGUUUUUAGUUAUUUUGUUUUUGGCUUAUGCGGCCAUUAUAUUGUGUAACUGAAAUAAAUAUAUUUUCCUGA